AGGAGCUGGACCUCUCGGCGUGCGGCAUGGUGGCCGAGGAUCUGGCCGAGGUGAGCUCCGCGCUGCUGCACAAUGACCACUCGGGCUUGAAGGUCUGGGCGCUGGGCCAGAACCCCGACCUGCUGGCGCACGGCGACGGGCAGCCCGUGGCGCAGCUGCUGGGCGUGGCCACGAGUUUGCACGAGCUGGAUCUGAGCGAGACCGGGCUGAACGAACAGGGGCAAGCGCUGGCCAUGAUCUCGCUCGCACUCCGAUCCAAUACCUCGCUGCGCAAGCUGAAUCUCGGCGGCAACUGCGUGUUCAAAGACGACGGGGGCAAGUUUCUGGGCGACAUGCUGGGGCUCAAUUCGGGGCUGCGGGAGCUCGGAUUGAGCGGCUGCACGUCUCGCGCCGGGGCCUGGAGGGACGACGAGUCGAUGGAUGCUCUGGCGGCCGGGCCGCAGCUGAACUGCGCUCUCGAGCGGCUGGAUUUCAGCCGCAAUGCGCCCAGGCCGCAGCUGUUCCACUCGCUGGGCGCCAACGACACCCUCACGAGCUUGAAUCUGGAGCUGUGCGAUUUCGACCGCGGCCCUUCCGUGGAGGCGAUUCUGGCCCUGCUGCGCCGGAACUGCAGCUUGACGAGCCUCCGCCUCGACACCUGCACUGGCCUCGAGGACACGGACCUGGCCCGAAUCCGCCUGCAGCUCGAGACGAACGCCGCCUCCCAAUGCGUCUCGACCAAGCGGCUGCUGCUCUCGCUGCCUUCUGCCCCACCCUCGUCGGCCCGCGUCGUCCUGUGCGGGGCUCCAUUCGCUGGCAAGUAUUCUCUCCCUCCCGCACUCCUUCCAUCGUUGUCACAUUCGAGCUCCCAUGCCGCCCCCCUCGAAUCAAACCACCGAAUAUGCACGUGAGCGCAACCCCCACUCCCAGAAACAUUCUUACCGGGCUCUCAUCGUUCGUCCCUCCAUUCGCCACCCGCGAGUUCCCGAGAUGGCGUGCAUUGAUCCCCGAGUCGUGCGAGCGGUGAGACGACGGGGCGUCGAAUUGACGAGAACCCCCCGGCGGCGAUCGAUGGAUGUGCAGGCAAGACGGCGCUGUUGGGUUCGGCGGUGGAGGCGCACAGGCUGGAGAAGCUGUCGCGGGUCAGGGCGAUGGUGCUGCAGGUGCGCAAGCUGUCGGAUUUCCUGCGGAAGAAGGGCUGGCACAGGAGGAUGCGCUGGGGCGCCAGGAAGCCAGCAGCGCUCGAGAGCACGAGCGGGGUCGAGAUCCAGAUGCUGGAGGACGACCGCGGCGCGAGCGUGGCCCUCUGGGACGUCGCGGGGCACGAGGACGUUCCCAGCUUCCACGAGAACGUCUUGGCGAGCUGCCGCGCUGGGGGCGCAACGGUGGCCUUCGUCGUGGUCUGCAAUCUGUGCCGGGCGCAGGACGGGCAGGAGCUCGAGUCGCUAAAAUCCGCCGCCGACGUGGCGGACGAGUGCGAGUUCUGGUUCAAGCUGCUGGCCUCGACCACCAGGCUGCGCCCGCGCCCGCGAGUCUUCGUCGCGCUCAACCGGAAAGUUGCUUCGAAGAAGCGCACGUCGCGAGCCCUCAUCGACGCCGUGUCCGCGACGCUGGCCCGCUUGCGCACGCAGUUCGAACCGUACCUGGACGUCGUGCUCCGCGAGAAGGACGCCGUCGAGGUUCUGGACGCGUGGUCGGCGCCGGCGGUGAGCCCGUUCUUUCAAACCGUGCUCAAGAGCACGCUCGACGUCGCGGUGGACUCGCGGAAGCCCCCCGUUCCGGUCGCGGCCGAGGAUCUGAACGUCGCGAUCACCAAGUGGAUGCUUCGUCACAGCAGCCGGCCAAUCAUCACCUGGCACAAGUUCCACAAGCUGUGUCUCGUGAGCGGCAUCGAGGACUUCGGCUCCGGUGGCGCGUCGAAGGACGACGACGACGCGGCGCAGAUCGAGGAGCGCUGCCGCGCCGUCGCGAGCUUCAUGCACGACGCCGGGCAGAUCGUCUUCUUCCCGGAGCUCGAGGUCGUGGUCAUCAGCCCCCGCUGGUUCUUCCACUGCCUCCUGGGGCGCCUGGCCGGUGCCGGCGCCACCCUCGAGCGGGGCCUGGCCACGGGCGCCAAACUCUACGACGUCUUCUGCGACACGCUCGACGUGUUCUCCAAGCGCAAGCAGGACAAGCUCCGCGUCAUCCUGCCCGAGGCCAAGCUGAUCCAGCUCCUGCUCCGGUCCGAGCUGUGCUUCGAGAGCACCUCGGACCCCGACCCGGACUCGAGGCUGUUUUGCGUGCCCGCAGCUCUGCCGCUCGACGAGUUUUGGAUCACGGACUGUGGAUCUCGGCGCCUAGGCUGGCCGGCGGUACCGCCUUCGGAGCUCGACCGACCGCUGCGCCACUUGGGCCGCAGACUCGCCUGCCGGGACCAAGUCUGCACCUUCCUCACUCCGGGAUUCUUCCCAAGAUUGCAAGUUCAUUUGCACAAUCAAUUUUUGAAGCUGGGAGGAUUCGAGAGGGCGAAGUACAGAGUGGAGCGGAGUCUGAUCAGCGUGAGCCACGGGGGCGUGGAUUAUCUGAUCGAGUACAGCCCCUUCGACCACUUCGUGGACAUUCUGGUCAGGCACCCGGGGGACUCGAGCGAAACGCUGGCGCUCGUGCAGCAGAAUGUGGUCGGGCCGAUUCAGGAGUUUUGUGCUUCUCCCGGAGGCUGCCAGGGCGUGGAUCUGGUCGAGGGAGUGAUCCGCACCUCGAGCGUCGAGAGGCUGGACCUCUGCCAGCACAGGAGGAGCCAGAGCGCCUCGUUGAGCGAGUUGGUUCGAGAGCUGCAGGUCCACGGCUCAGAACAUCGCCAUCGCUGGCCCGAGGAUGCGGAGGGCCGUGAGGAUUCGGAGUACAUCGUCCUGCUCCUUGGCAAAGAGGAUCUGCAGAGCCAAGCUGACAAAUGGGCCAGGGGCCUCGAGCACGCCGCUCUCAAGCUGGGGCUGGACUCCACGGAGCAGCAGGAUUCCCCCCGCACCGAGCCCGACGAUGAGCACGAUCAUGUCAAAGGCCUUUCUGCCGAUCUGAGGGAGGCGUUGAGCCAAAUGCUGGGAUCGGAGCGCAGAGCGUUCUUGUCCAUCACGAGGAGGAUCGAUCGGCUGAAAGGCUGGCAGGAGAGAAUCCUGGAGCACCUGAGCUCGAGGCUGAACGAGCUGAACCCGUUCACGGCGCAGCUGCACGAGUGCGAUCUGCCAAGGCUCGCCUACUUCACCGUCACGGUGCUCACAGGCGUGACCGAAACGAGGCAGAUCGUCGCGGAGAUGAGCUCGGGCCUGACAGCAGGAGUGCAAGUUCACUACAUGUGCGAGGCUCAGGGCGAGGGGAAGCCGCACAUCGUGCCCAAGCAGCUCGGCAGGAAUGUGAGCUUGACCCCCGAGAGCCUGAAGCGCUGGUGGCCGUACCUGGCUGGGGCCCUGAGCGUGCUGGAUGUGAUGGUGAAGGCCGGGGCCGAAAAGCUGAUCUCGAGUGCCUCGAUUCCAACAUUCUCCGUCAGGCCCUAUUGGAACGACAAGCUCUUCUGGGAUGGUGUGGGCAACCCGGGCACCUCUGCCCCUCAGUGGCUGGUGGACUUCUUCAUGGGCCCCGGGCCACAACGAAUUUAUGACGACUUCAUGUUGCACAAGGUAUACUACGAGGAGUCCGAGCAGGUGGCAUGGAUUUGUGACGAUCACAUGAGAAGAGGAAAGGAGUGUGGUAUUCUCGGGCAUCUUGCAGCUUAGGGAGCGAGAGCGAGGGAGGAAGAGAGGUGGACGACCUUCCUCUCCAUCUCUGUUUUCUGAUUGUAUAUAGUAGAGACAAGUAAAUAGCAGCAGCAGAUGGAGAAGAUUCGUCUAGGGAGGCUUAGUGUCGGAAGAGAGAGUGAGUUAGUGUGCGUUUUGUAGGUUUGUGUGUGUGUGUUUGUGUGUUUACAGUAGCAGCAGCUAGAUUGUAAAAUGCAGUGCCUAGGACAAGGUGUGGCUCGUCUGGAGUUGUAUUUAGAAGAUGUAAAUUAGGGAAUUAUGAUAAAGCAGUUAGAGAACAGAUGGAGGCAGGAGGUGUACACAGGGAGAGAAAAGCACUGCAGAGGGAAUCACUUUGCAUUGAUUUUCCCGCAAGCAGCCCACAUGUGCGAUAGGGAUAGGACAUAGUUGGACAGUUGGUACUAUCGGGAGCCUUGUAAACAGCGUAGAUUGUAGAUUCUAGAAAAGGCUCAAAGGUGCGUCACGAAGCUCGAAGAAGAAGAGCUUAAAUUUUUGUAAUCGAGAUCUGAUCGUCUCGCAAAAGCUGAUAUCAUGCAAAUGAGUCGAGAGUUCUUCCGCAGGAUAUGUUUUCGAUUGUCCUGCCUGUCGUACCGAAAUCUAUGGUGUCUCAGAGACAUCUCCAUGCUUUUAGCCCCUUAAGCCCAAGGCUAUCGACCUCGGAUCCUCAAGGGUUUGGACCGUUGGAACUCGUUGGAGAAAAGGAUUGCCCGCCACUGGAACAGACAAUAAAUGGUUAGAGGG
Marchantia polymorpha subsp. ruderalis is the source of this 4487-nucleotide messenger RNA. The record is from the annotation of a GenBank genome assembly. NCBI's taxonomy places the organism in Eukaryota, Viridiplantae, Streptophyta, Marchantiopsida, Marchantiales, Marchantiaceae.